Messenger RNA from Leguminivora glycinivorella, 2276 nucleotides. RefSeq names its product GPI mannosyltransferase 2 (gene PIG-V). The transcript is spliced from 2 exons. Gene Ontology annotation, biological process: GPI anchor biosynthetic process. Gene Ontology annotation, cellular component: endoplasmic reticulum membrane; mannosyltransferase complex. Gene Ontology annotation, molecular function: alpha-1,6-mannosyltransferase activity; GPI mannosyltransferase activity. The coding region runs from base 127 to 1728 and encodes 533 amino acids. NCBI's taxonomy places the organism in Eukaryota, Metazoa, Arthropoda, Insecta, Lepidoptera, Tortricidae. The record is from RefSeq and is a predicted model, not a curated record.
AAAAUAUUGAAUCAAUGUAUUUCUUGUUUCGCAUUAUUUACUUAGUUUCCUAAAUGGACUAAUUUCAGUGUAGUUUCGAUAAUAACUACAAUUAUUAUGACUCAACAGGAAUAACAGUGAGGAAACAUGUAUUCACCGCGUCAGAAACUUCUAUGGUUUGCGUUCAGCUCAAGAGUAGUAUUGUUAAUACUACAAGCAGUAUCUAACUUUAUUAUCCCGGACCACAAAGCCAAUGUGUUCGUCAGUCCGGAGGACGCAGGUUUACGGCGCACGGCGGUUGACGCGGCUGUGGACGUGCUGCUCGGCGGCUUCAAGAGAUGGGAUGCUCAGUAUUUUAUACAUAUUUCUCAAUACGGAUACACGUACGAAAAUUGUCUAGCAUUCUUUCCGUUCUUCCCCCUCAUAGUAAGAUAUGUAGCAUAUGGUCUGAACAGCAUUGUAGGUUCGUUCUUGAACAUACACAGCUCGCUAUUGAUUUCAGCAACUGUUUUAAAUCUUAUCAUGUUUAUUAAAUCAGCUGAUAUUUUACAUAGAUUGAGCCUAAGAAUCCUACGAAGUGAGAGCAAGGCAUACAAAGCUGUGAUACUGUAUUGUGUCAACCCAGCUAGCAUUUUUUUUUCUGCGCCAUAUUCAGAAACUCUAUUUGCUCUAAUGUCAUUUUAUACAAUGUUGAAGUGCACAGAAAAUGAAACCCUUAGAUUUGCAAAUAUUGAUAUAACAAGUGGCUUACCUGCUGGGUUUUCUAUGAUAACCAGGUCAAAUGGGACUGUAAACAUGGGAUUCAUCCUCUACACUAGUUUCAAGAAUGUGAUUGAGAGAACUUUACCUGAGAUAGUGUACAAGUAUAGAACUCUGAAGCGUAAGAUUAUAAUGCCUUUCCUGUUACUGCCACUGUUAACAUCUUGUGUAGCUCUCUUUUUGACUGUUAUUGUAGCUCUGAUACCAUUUGUUUUAGUUCAAGCUUAUAAUUACUUGAAAUUCUGUGUUCCUGGAGAACACAAUCUGCCAGAGUUCUUGUCUAACUCGGAGUAUGUUCUGCCCGGCAGAGGAGACAGUCCCUGGUGCAACAGCUCCUUCCCAUUAUCAUAUAGUUACAUACAGAGUCAUUACUGGGAUGUUGGACUAUUCAAGUAUUAUAAAUUAAAACAGAUCCCUAAUUUCUUACUGGCAUCUCCUAUUCUGUUCCUCAUAGUAUAUCAUUGCAUGUCUUACAUGAAAAAUAAUCCUAAGCUGUUUCUAAGAUUAGGUCUAAGGAGCAAUAUAUUUAAUUUUGGGUACAUUAACAAAGUGCCUUAUAGGCCGAGACAAAAUUCAAAAAGUUUUGGUGCCAAUGACCCUGCAAUCUUUGUAUACAUUGUUCAUGUGUUAAGCUUGGCUACAAUCUGCAUCCUGUUUGUUCAUAUCCAGGUCUCCACAAGAUUAUUAGCUUCUGCUAGCCCUGUUCUGUAUUGGAUCGGUUCUUAUAAGAUGAAUGUGGGACCCACACCAACAUCUGAUCAGAAUACUAUCAAUGAACAUUUCCGACGCAUAGGUAUUGGAAAGCGGAUACCACCACAUCAUUUGUCGAUAGCUAAUUUAGAAGGUGUAGACAACAUGUACAGUAAAUGGAAGACAUUUAUUAUAACCAGAUGGAUGCCAGAUUUCCAGUCUCGUUUAAUACAGUAUUACUUCCUGGGCUAUUUUGUCAUAGGAACAAUAUUAUUUUCUAACUUUUACCCAUGGACAUAAAUUUAUUUUUAAUUUUACUACACAUAUCAGUUAAACAUAUCGCCCUGACAGUACAAGAACAGUUAGUAGAACCAUGAAUUUAUUGCAUCCAGGGCAUAUCUGAGGACUUAAUACUACAACUUAUUCUGAUUUAUUAAAUUAAAUACAUACCAAACAUUUUAUAUGCACUAUUGAAUAAAUCACAUAUCAUUAUAUCACUUAACAUUCCUCUUAAUGCUAUCAGUAUUUAAUUAUCAUAAUAAUCAUAACUCCAAUUCGCGUCACAGUAUUAGAUAUCGUUAUUUAGUAAGUACUUCUAACCAUGAUCACUAAAGGGUGUUUUACAGCUUUGUAUUUGUAGACAUAAUUGAUUAGUUCACCAAAUCCUUUUAAGAGAUAAUGCUACAAGUAGGGUAAAUUGCCAGAAACUGGCCAGCAUCGAAUAAAAAUGAGUUCUCUUUACAUAUCGUCACUACUUUUAAAAAAUUUCGUAUCUCACGCUGUUCCUCAAAGUUAAAACGCAGUAAGUCUAUAUGCAUUCCAUACAUACUUACUACAAUUUUCUUUUC